Chanos chanos (milkfish) is the source of this 3089-nucleotide messenger RNA. It is a transcript of the gene hk1, whose product is annotated as hexokinase 1. The record is from RefSeq and is a predicted model, not a curated record. The transcript has 18 exons. Gene Ontology annotation, biological process: carbohydrate phosphorylation; glycolytic process; glucose metabolic process. Gene Ontology annotation, cellular component: mitochondrion; cytosol. Gene Ontology annotation, molecular function: fructokinase activity; ATP binding; D-glucose binding. Bases 24 to 2780 code for a protein of 918 amino acids. NCBI's taxonomy places the organism in Eukaryota, Metazoa, Chordata, Actinopteri, Gonorynchiformes, Chanidae.
UUUCACCACAGCGGUGGAACAGGAUGAUAGCUGCACAGCUUCUGGCCUACUACUUCACUGAGCUGAAGGAUGACCAGGUCAAAAAGAUCGAUAAGUAUCUGUAUUCCAUGCGUUUCUCUGAUGAAACGCUGCGGGACAUCAUGGCUCGCUUCCGCAGGGAGCUGGAAAACGGACUGGGCCGGGACACCAACCCCACUGCAACCGUCAAGAUGCUGCCCACAUUCGUCAGGUCCAUCCCUGACGGAUCAGAAAAAGGUGACUUCAUCGCCCUGGAUCUGGGCGGAUCAAACUUCCGUAUCCUGCGUGUGAAGGUGUCCCAUGAGAAGAAGCAGACGGUGCAGAUGGAGAGUCAGAUCUACGAGACCCCUGAGGAUAUCAUUCACGGCAGUGGCACUCGGCUGUUUGACCACGUAGCAGAAUGUCUGGGAGACUUUAUGGAGAAACAAAACAUCAAAGACAAGAAGCUCCCUGUGGGUUUCACCUUCUCCUUCCCCUGUGCUCAGUCUAAAUUGGACGAGGGCAUUUUACUGACUUGGACCAAACGCUUCAAAGCUAGUGGAGUGGAAGGAAUGGAUGUGGUGAAGCUUCUGAACAAGGCAAUCAAAAAGCGUGGAGAUUAUGACGCAGAUAUCAUGGCUGUGGUCAAUGAUACAGUGGGCACCAUGAUGACCUGUGGCUUCGAUGACCAGCGCUGUGAAGUUGGUAUAAUUAUAGGAACGGGCACAAACGCGUGUUACAUGGAGGAAAUGAGACACAUUGACCUGGUAGAGGGAGAUGAAGGCAGGAUGUGCAUCAACACAGAGUGGGGUGCAUUCGGAGACGACGGAAUGCUGGAGGACAUCCGCACUGAGUUUGACAGGGAGAUUGACCGUGGAUCCCUGAACCCUGGGAAGCAGCUGUUUGAGAAGAUGGUGAGUGGGAUGUACAUGGGGGAGCUGGUGAGGCUGAUCCUGGUGAAAAUGGCGAAGGAGGGGCUGUUGUUUGAGGGGCGCAUCACGCCAGAGCUGCUUACCAAAGGCAAAUUUGAAACAAAGCAUGUUUCAGCCAUUGAGAAGAGUAAGGAAGGUUUGUCCAAAGCCAAGGAGAUCCUGACACGCCUUGGUGUGGAGCCAUCAGCAGACGACUGCAUUGCUGUGCAGCACGUGUGCGCCAUCGUCUCCUUCCGUUCCGCCAAUCUCAUCGCGACCACACUGGGCGCAAUCCUCACCCGCCUGAAAGACAACAAGAACGUCCCACGUCUGCGCACCACCGUGGGCAUCGAUGGUUCACUCUACAAAAUGCACCCACAGUAUUCCCGGCGUCUCCAUAAGACUGUGCGUCGUCUUGUGCCUGAGUGUGACGUCCGUUUCCUGCUCUCAGAGAGCGGCAGUGGGAAAGGUGCCGCCAUGGUAACGGCCUGGGCCGCCCGUCUGGCUGACCAGACGCGCCAGAUCGCCGAGACGCUGGCGGAGUUCCGUCUGACCCAGGAGCAGCUGCUGGAGGUGAAGAAAAGGAUGAGGACGGAGAUAGAGAACGGCCUGAGUAAGAAGAGCCAAGACACUGCCACUGUGAAGAUGCUCCCCACUUAUGUCCGCAGCACCCCAGACGGAACAGAAAAUGGGGACUUUUUGGCUCUGGAUCUGGGUGGUACCAACUUCAGGGUGUUGCUGGUAAAGAUUCGCAGUGGCAAGAGGCGCACAGUGGAAAUGCAUAACAAAAUCUAUGCCAUUCCAAUAGAGGUCAUGCAGGGGACAGGCGAGGAGCUAUUUGAUCAUAUCGUGGCCUGUAUUUCUGACUUCCUGGAUUAUAUGGGGAUGAAGAAUGCACGUCUGCCCCUGGGGUUCACCUUCUCUUUCCCCUGUCGACAGACCAGCCUGGAUGCCGGUAUUCUCGUAACCUGGACAAAGGGUUUCAAAGCCACAGACUGUGAGGGAGAGGAUGUCGUUAGUCUACUGAGAGAGGGAAUUAAACGAAGAGAGGAGUUUGAUUUGGAUGUCGUUGCCAUUGUAAAUGACACGGUUGGGACUAUGAUGACCUGUGCAUAUGAGGAGCCGUCGUGUGAGGUGGGCUUGAUCGCAGGAACUGGCAGCAAUGCGUGCUAUAUGGAGGAAAUGAGGAACAUUGAGACUGUGGAUGGGGACGAGGGGAGGAUGUGUGUGAACAUGGAGUGGGGGGCGUUUGGAGACAACGGUUGCCUGGACGACAUUAGGACAGAAUAUGACAGAGCUGUGGAUGACCUCUCCCUCAAUGCUGGAAAACAAAGGUACGAGAAGAUGUGCAGUGGGAUGUACCUGGGCGAGAUUGUCCGAAACAUCCUGAUCGACUUGACCAAGCGUGGCUUCCUCUUCCGUGGCCAGAUCUCCGAGACCCUGAAGACGAGGGGCAUCUUUGAGACCAAGUUCCUGUCCCAGAUUGAGAGUGACCGUCUGGCGCUACUGCAGGUGAGGGCCAUCCUGCAGCACUUGGGUCUGGACAGCACAUGUGAUGACAGUAUAAUUGUAAAGGAGGUGUGUGGUGCUGUGUCUCGCCGUGCGGCCCAGCUCUGUGGAGCCGGAAUGGCUGCCGUGGUGGACAAGAUUCGUGAAAACCGAGGGUUAGAUCAUCUUGACAUCACCGUGGGAGUGGAUGGCACACUUUACAAACUCCAUCCACACUUUUCCCGGAUCAUGCACCAGACUGUGAAGGAACUGGCUCCAAAGUGUAACGUCACCUUCCUGCUGUCAGAGGACGGGAGUGGGAAAGGCGCCGCCCUGAUCACGGCCGUCGGCUGUCGUCUGCGUGAACAAGAACAGAAGAGCUGAACCAUGUUGAAAGCAUUCUCUUUCCCCAUAUCUCUCUAUCUCUCUCUCUCUAUACUGAGAGCAUAUAUGUAUUUACUAGGCGCCGUGACUCAACAUUUCCCCUCAUCUAAUGUCCCAUGCUUCCAUUCCCAAAGCGCAGUAGAAAGGAAUGGACACUGUCAUUGCUUUGUCUUUCUCUUCUUUCAAAUUACUUGUCGGUGUGAAUCAUUGUUUGUGUCUGUGUGUGUGUGGAAGGGGAUGGGCUGUCCUUCUUGAUCAACUAUAGAUGUUGUAACACUGCUGUAGAUCUUUCUAUGGAUGUAUAUUAGC